AUGAUCGGCAUCGAUGAGGCAUAUGCCCACGAUGAUGAAGGAUAUGGCAGUGCCCCCCCAUCCCCGGUGGCCAUGCGUAGUUCCCCCCCCACCAGCGAUGACAUAUUAGGAGCAUUGACACAGGAGCAGCGCCAGCAUCCCGACCGAACGUUCCCCGAAUGGGUCACAUAUUUGGUGGAUUUAUUCAUGGUUCGUGGGACCAAUGGCCCCGUCCAGUGGUGGUUAGAUUUACGUACGUACGGACGGACGAUAUUUAUGAAUACCCCCAGCGAGGGUCAUAUCGGGUGGAAGUCCGGAGAUGAAUUGUUGUACAAACAGAUCCAUUUUACCAUGGGCCAUUUCCGCGGAUUUGUGCAUGGGUUGGUUGGCCGGUUACGGCAGCAGUUGGUCCACGAGUUGAUGUUUUGCACCGAUCACCCGCCCCCAGCCAUCCCGUGGGAUCAUUUGUACGAUGAUGCCACGCAGAGUGCCACCGGAUGGAGUUUUUUACAGGAUUUACGUACAUCGUGGCCGGUCCAGGGUCCGACGUGGUUCAUGGAGCGUAUCCGCCACGAGCCCCGAUUACAGCGUCAGUUUGUACAGUCCCACGGGGCCGGGUUCCGGAUGCCCGCCAUCGAUCGGUUUUUUCGAGUGGUGAGCCAGUUCCGUGAGCGGUUAAGCGUGGCCGUCCAUGUUUGUGCCGGUCAACCCAGCCGGGGUCCCGAGUUAAUGAGCAUCCGGCAUCGUAACAGUGAGCGAGAGCGCCGCAAUAUAUUCAUUGAGGAUGGCAUGGUCACAUUUGUCAGUCGAUACCAUAAGGGGUUCCAUGUGGCCAAUGAUACCAAGGUGAUUUUCCGAUAUUUACCCCGGGAGAUUGGUGAGUUGGUCAUAUGGUAUUUAUGGUUAGUAUUGCCAUUUGUGGAGCAGAUGCAGUCAUAUCAGCGGCAUAUACGGGGCGAAGCCGCCACCAUCGGUCGACGGGCCGAGUAUGUAUGGUCCCCGGAUCCCGAUCGGCAGACCGAGUGGAGUAGCGUCCGGUUACGGGAGGUAUUGAAGCGCGAGACCGCGAUUGGAUUGGAUGGGCAGAAGUUGGGAUUACAGGCAUACCGUGACAUCGCCAUCGCCAUCAGCCGGCGGUAUUUACGCCCCAGCAGUCAGUUCCAGGCCAACACCGAGGAGGAGGCCCCCGACAUUGACGACGAGACAUCCAUGGAUGAUGAUGGGAUCCGAGCAUUCAUUGCGGAUAUCCAGGCCGCGCAUUCCGCCAGCAUUGCCGGGACGCAAUAUGGCCGGAUGAUGAUGGAGAAUCCCAACACCACGGCCCGGCACCGCGAGUUAUUCCGCCAGGUGAGCCAGGAUUGGCAUUAUUUUUUAGGAUUCGAGUCCACCCGUAUCGAACAUGACCGCCGGGCCCCCGGCACCAAGCGUAAGCCCAACCCAUGGGAAGUCGAAACGGCCGAGGCCCGUACGCAGCGUCGAUAUGAUUUACACCAGACCAACAUAGACGAGGCAUUCCAGCACAUGAUGGGGAGCAACACCGUAGCAUUGCGGGGGCAACAGGGUCCCGUAUUACAAGCCAUCAAGCAUGGGGUAAGCCCCAUUGUGGCGGUCAUGCCCACCGGGGGAGGUAAGAGUGUGUUGUUUAUGUUGCCCGCGUGGGUGAGUGGCCGUGCCGGGUUAACCAUCGUGGUUGUUCCAUUGAUUGCAUUACGCGGUGACAUGGAAGCACGAUGCCAGCGAUUGGGGAUUUCAUGUGCGGUAUGGGACCCCCGACGGCCACCCGAUGGGGUAUCCAUCGUAUUGAUCACGCCCGAGAGCACCGACAGCGAUGCAUUUGCCGAUUUUGUGACCCGGCAGCGGAUGUUACAGCGAUUAGAUCGGAUUGUGGUGGACGAGUGCCAUAUGGUAUUAAGUCAACAGGAGCGAUUCCGGCCAUUAUUCCAGCAGUUGGGCAAGUUACGAACCGCAGCCACCCAGAUCGUGAUGUUGACCGCGACAUUGCCCCCCCCGCAGCGAGGAAUUAUUAUUCCAUCGGAUGCAUUGGGUCCGGGAUCAAGUGGUAUUAUAUCGGGGCCACACCAGCCGGCCCAAUAUCGCAUAUCGUGUCCAUACGAUCCCCGUAGACGAUGGAUAUGA
Penicillium manginii is the source of this 2115-nucleotide messenger RNA. RefSeq lists its product as uncharacterized. The record is from RefSeq and is a predicted model, not a curated record. Gene Ontology annotation, molecular function: nucleic acid binding; 3'-5' DNA helicase activity; four-way junction helicase activity. The transcript has a single exon. Gene Ontology annotation, cellular component: cytoplasm; chromosome. Bases 1 to 2115 code for a protein of 704 amino acids. Gene Ontology annotation, biological process: double-strand break repair via homologous recombination. Lineage: Eukaryota; Fungi; Ascomycota; Eurotiomycetes; Eurotiales; Aspergillaceae.